This is a messenger RNA of Colletotrichum orchidophilum, 789 nucleotides long. RefSeq names its product glycosyl hydrolase family 61. Bases 1 to 789 code for a protein of 262 amino acids. The record is from RefSeq and is a predicted model, not a curated record. Lineage: Eukaryota; Fungi; Ascomycota; Sordariomycetes; Glomerellales; Glomerellaceae. The transcript has 2 exons.
AUGGCUGUCUUGAAAUAUGCCUUCUUGGCCUCCGCCGCUCUUUACACCGUCAGUGCCCAUGGCACAGUAAACGGCAUCAUGGCGGAUGGAGUCUUCUAUGAGGGUUACAGUCCUCAGAUGCAGUACAAGAAGCCUCCGCCACAGGUUGUAGGAUGGUCCAUCCCAAAGGACCUGUCUAACGGUUUCGUCACCGUAGACAAGUACGCAGAGGCGGACAUCAUCUGCCACGUUGGCGCGGAACCGGCCCCGAUCGCCGCAAAGGUGACGGCGGGCUCCAAUGUCACCGUCUUCUGGACCGACUGGCCCGAGUCGCACCACGGGCCGAUGAUGGACUACCUGGCCCCCUGCAACGGCGACUGCGCCAAGGUCAACAAGGCCGACCUGCAGUUCUUCAAGAUCGACGCUGUCGGCGUCGUCGACGGCGCCAAGGCGCCCGGGAAGUGGGGUUCAGACGACAUGCUCUCCAACAACAAGUCGUGGACAAUGACGAUCCCGGCCAACAUCGCCCCCGGCCAGUACGUCCUCCGCCAUGAGACGAUCGCGCUGCACGAAGCUGGUCGCGAGGGUGGCGCACAGAAUUAUCCGCAGUGCCUCAACAUCGACGUCCAGGGCGGCGGGUCCGAGAAGCCCCCCGGCGUCAAGGCGACGGAGCUCUACAAGGCCAACGACGAGGGGAUCAAGUUCAACAUCUACAAAGAUAACCUUGAAUAUUCUAUCCCGGGACCCCCCAUGAUGGGCGCCGCGCAGAAGCCCACUCGUCGGCGGAAGAGGGUGGCUGUCAUGUUCUGA